Messenger RNA from Diprion similis, 2227 nucleotides. RefSeq names its product probable 28S ribosomal protein S26, mitochondrial (gene mRpS26). The record is from RefSeq and is a predicted model, not a curated record. Lineage: Eukaryota; Metazoa; Arthropoda; Insecta; Hymenoptera; Diprionidae. The transcript has 2 exons. Gene Ontology annotation, cellular component: mitochondrial small ribosomal subunit. Bases 62 to 769 code for a protein of 235 amino acids.
CUUCUGCCAAAGACGACAACUCUCGUCGCGAGAUCGGCUGAGAACUGGAUAGUGUGAUCGAAUGUUUGCUGUGUUUUGCAGUGUAAACAAAAUGCUGCGAAACACGUUACUGGCCGGCAGUUCGGCGGUGAAUGGUUCCCUUGGGAUUUUGAGCAACCUGCCAAAUACCGUUUGCGUACAAUGCGUCAGGUGGAAAAGAAAACCGCUUUGGUUAGGCACGGCGAAGAGCAAGCUAUUCCGGAUUCCUGUACGGCCGAAAAUCCCCGAAGACGAAAAAAAAGAGCUUAUGAGAUUACACAACAAUUACAGAACCCUCGUUAGAUCCAUACGGUUUCACAUAACAGAAGCUGUUAUUGGAAGUCAAGCGCAAGUCAAUACGGCGCUGAGAGUGAAAGAGGAGGAGGAAGAUUUUGUCCGUUGCGUAGCUCUGAAUGACAAGUGGAACGAAUCCAAAGCAAAGGCCAGAAAUGAGAGAUUGGAUGAGGCACGCGAAGUCAGGAAGGCGGAUAUACUUAGGAAAAUUAUAGCUAAGGAAACAAUAGCCGCUAAGCAGCUUAAAAACAUUGAAGCAACUGUUAAACGGGUCAAGCAAGAAGCAGUCACCUUCAUAACUGAAAAGAAUAUAGAUCAAGCCAUAGAAGAUGCUUUGAAUAACCCUGUCAACCACGAUUGGGCGCUCGAUCUAGAAGGGACACGACAUCACGGAAAAUAUGAUGAACCCCUGGGUCGCGAAGGUCAGAAACCAAAAAGAAUGCAGGCUGGUUUCUGAAACGAAUUAAUGUAGAUUAAUGUAAAGUAUAGAUAUGGUAACGUCGGUUGGAAAGUGCAAGGUCGUAUUUUCUACCUUGAUAAUAAAUGUUUACUUCAAAAACAUCAUUAUAUUGUAUGCAUUAGUUAUUUCUGCACCUAAUGUGUAUAUCCUACUUAUAGUAUAAAUAAUCAGCACAUGAAUGAAGACGGACUCUUGACAUAAACAUGGUAACCAGGCAUUGUCAAGGUUUACAAUUAACUGUAUUUUUAAAUGAUGAUCGUACUAUACUAUGCGAUACAUUUCUUCGAAUCAAUGUUCAAUGUCCGGUCUUAUUCAAGAACAAUAAUUUACAAAGCUUAUUGAUUGAGAAAAUGAAAAGAAAUCUGGGAAUCUUGCAUAUGAAACUUAAUAACAAACCUAGAUAGUGACAAUAUACCAGCAUCCUGUUAUAGAAUUCAUUUAUUGCAAAUGGUGUAUAACGUGGUUUAUUUACAAAUAAAAAAAAAAAUAAAAAAACGAAAGAAAAACUGAGAAACAAUAUUGCUGACACAUUGUUAAAAUCUGGUUACACGAGCAGCAUGUAUAAUAAUAUUUAAUAAAAUCAUUUUUAACGUAACUGUAACGACGUACACUCGUCAGAUGAUACAGGAGGUAUGACACACAACAUCUGCAAGCGUAAUCUCGAUCUGUCUGGAGAUAUAGCGCAAAAAUAUUUUAAAUAAAUUCUCACGAGUCUCGAAUACCGAAUGACGUUUUUUUCAGUGGGAAAUGAAGUCUGUAAAUGUAGGUAAGUUUGUAUCCAUCGAAAUUGAAAGCCUUAAAUUAAGCUUGGGUUGAUGUUUAAUCAAGUUGACGGCAAUCCAAACAGAUCAAUUUUACGAAAUUGAAGUGUAAAUCUCUGGUUAACAUUUGGCAUUAUUUCUCUUAUAAAAUAAAUGUUGUAAUUGGCUAGAUUAUUGAAGAUUUGUUCUGACAAAUUGUUGGUUCAAGGUGGAAAAAUAUAUAUUCUAAGAAUAAGGUAUCACAUUAUCAUGCUACGUUCGUCAUUGUAGUACAAACUGGUAUCUCUGUUCCCUAAUGAAUCCCAUGGCACAUAAAAAAAAUGCUGAUUAUAGACACUGUAAUGACCGUUGAAUCAAAUUUGGCCAUAGUAAUUAACUUGCUCAGCAAAUAGAUCGUGUACCAUUCGAUUGAUUAUAUUUCCAUGUGAAUUCAUAUAAAUUUUUACAGUAAUAAAGCUACCGUAGCAGCUUUGUGUCAUCAGAUUAAUGUUAUUUUGUCAAAACAGUAUUUUUUUCUCAUAUCUUUGGCUCCUACGUAGGUACACCCUAUUAUUUUCUACUGUAUAGUAUAUAUAGAAUGGAGAGUAAUAACGUUAACAUGAUUUUUCCUUGAAUGAAUAUUGUACUUGUCUGUAAAUCAUCACCAUAUAAAUAUGAAUAUGAUUUUUCUAACAAUCUUUCACUGUUUUUCUUC